AUGUCGUCGUCGCCCAAGCAGAAGAAGUCCGUUCACUACGAACGUGGCACCAAAGGCAGCUCGCACCACCACCGCAGCUCCAGGGACUCGGGCGUAGGCACUAGCUCUGCCUCAGACCGAGCCUCGCUAGGAACCCCCACAGAGUCCUUCAAUUCCUCGCAAAUCGAAGCCCAGCGGCACAGCCUGCGCGCCGUACAAGAAGCGCUCGAUGCCGCGAACGACCGGAUCGGCCAGCUGGAGGCCAGCACCGCCAAGCUCAACGUCUUGCUCUCGGACAGCAACAGGGAGAACCGGCUGCUGAAGCGAGAGAAGGCAGACCUGCACAACAAAAUCGUGGAGCUCAAGGAAGACCUCGAGCACGAGAAGCGGAAGCGCAGACGGGCCUCCAACCGGGCUUCGCCGCCGAGGAGCUCCCCUUCGAGACGCGAGAUCGAAGCAUCAGCAGCAGCAGCAUCAGCAGCGUCGUCGCACCGCAGCGAGCGUAAAUCCAGCACCUACCAGCGGCCACCGCCAAACUCCGCGCCCAACCCAUUCCUGCCGUCGCCGAGGGAUCCAGGCCUGCCGGUCGUCACCUACGCGCCCGCAAUCUCGGUCGCGUAUGCGCCGUCGGCCGUGUCGUACUCGUCAGCGCCGGUGUUUGCGCACGCCCCUUUACCGAGCAGGGGCCACUACGCGAAUGCGAGUCCUCUGAAUGAUGGCAAGUACCAUCUCACGCCACUGUGA
Molecule: messenger RNA, 723 nt
Organism: Drepanopeziza brunnea f. sp. 'multigermtubi' MB_m1
Lineage: Eukaryota; Fungi; Ascomycota; Leotiomycetes; Helotiales; Drepanopezizaceae
Source: RefSeq, a predicted model, not a curated record